AUGGCUGACAUGCCAACACUCCCAGAAGCAGCAAAAGUCAUGGUCGAUGAUGAUAUUAUUGGCCAUCCUGCAUCCAUUGCUUAUCACGACAGCCUGAAGCAGCUUGCAGAGUAUCUCCUUCUCCCUGUCAGCAUGUGUUCUGCCAAGGACCCAAACAGUAAGGCUGAAUGCCGGGCACCUGCACCGUUUGAAAUCAAUGUCAGGUCCAGGGGAACAGCUGCUGUUGUUGAAUGGAUGUGUCCUCGUGGUCACACAGUUUGGAAGUGGGCUUCCCAGCCCAUUUUAAAAUAUGGGAUGCUAGCUGGAGACUUCAUGCUUUCCACUAAUAUCCUGCUGUCGGGCAACAACUACGCCAAGAUCUCACUAUUGUUUAAGUUUAUGAACAUGGGGAUGGUGGAGAGAUCAAUAUUCUUUAGGAUCCAGGACUCCUACUGUGUGGACACUAUAAAGGAGUUCUGGGAUGAGAAGAGAGCUGCAGUCAUCACCCAGCUCAAGUCAAAAGGGCCAGUUGUAGCAUUGGGAGAUGCUCGCAUGGAUAGUCCAGGAUUCUGUGCACAGUAUUGCACAUACAGUGUCAUGGACAAUGGAUCCAAACAGAUAAUAUGCAUGGUCAACAUCGACAAGCGUGAGACCAUGCGGAAUUCUGUUAUCAUGGAGAAGGAGGGCUUCAUGCGGGCAUUUGAUAAACUAUGUGAAGAACUCAACAUUGAAGAAUUCUGCACGGAUGCUCAUUCUCAGAUAUCAGCCCUCUUCAAUAACAAAGGGAAAUAUAAAGACUGCGGCGUACGACACACCCUGGACAUGUGGCAUGGGUCCAAAAGUUUGGGGAAAAGAAUUCAUGCGGCAGGACAGCAAAGGGGGUGCACCAUCCUUCAGAUGUGGAGUAAGGACAUCUGCAACCACUUCUGGUAUUGCUGCAAGACUGCAGAUACAUAUGAAGAUUUUUUUGACAUGUGGGCUGGACUACUUCACCAUGUGACAGGAGAACAUGCGUGGGCCCUUGGAGCCUGUCAGCAUGGUCCCUUGGUGGAGGACAGAGAGAAGGAGUGGAUCCAGAAGGGUUCUGUGGCACACCAGAGACUGACAGAAGUGGUGCUUGAUGCACGCUGGCUAAAGAGCAUACACAAAUAUCUACAUUUUAGGUCAACUGCAGAGUUGGAGUCAUUCCACAAUCAUAUUUUAAUGUAUGCAAGCAAACGCUUCUGCUUUUCGCCACCCGUGUACGCUGCUUGCGUCAUGCUGGCUGGCCUGGACCAUACCACCACGUUGACCGACCAGCAAAGAGAAGGGCUGAUGGCUCUAUUCAAUACGGUAAGGUGUACAAUAAAAAGUCCAGGAAGUGGAGCCUUUACACACUAAAGGUUGAAAAGGACUACAGUUACAUUGUGGACCUCCAAAGUGCGAUUCUGCAGCGCAGAAUGUCUGCUACUGGGGGUUUGCCACGGACUAAAAAAAAGAGGCCCGAUGAUCCCCGUCAACAUGGGGUUCUGUCAGGUGUCCCUGCCCCAUCAACACAGGAGCUUUUGCAGAAUCAACUCAGCAGAGGGCUAGGUAAAUCACUGCCAAAGGAGUAGAUCAUCACAGCAGACAACGCAUCAUGCAAAGCCUGACCUGUCAGCCAUCCAUGGACACUCAUUUUCUAACAUAUAUAUAUAUUUCUAAUUUAUUAUAUGUAAAUACAGAUUGUUUAUGACAAUCAAAAACAACAAAAGGACAGAUAGUUGUUUAAAAAAGUAUUCCUCUUAGGUCUCUCUUGUUGUUGUUGGUGUUGUUUUUUAAUAAAACAAAAAGUGUUAUACCACA
Molecule: messenger RNA, 1803 nt
Organism: Misgurnus anguillicaudatus (oriental weatherfish)
Lineage: Eukaryota; Metazoa; Chordata; Actinopteri; Cypriniformes; Cobitidae
Source: RefSeq, a predicted model, not a curated record